This is a messenger RNA of Telopea speciosissima, 2704 nucleotides long. RefSeq lists its product as uncharacterized. The record is from RefSeq and is a predicted model, not a curated record. Lineage: Eukaryota; Viridiplantae; Streptophyta; Magnoliopsida; Proteales; Proteaceae. The coding region runs from base 339 to 2492 and encodes 717 amino acids. The transcript is spliced from 9 exons. Gene Ontology annotation, molecular function: protein binding.
CUCGUUGAAGUUUUUAUCGGUUCAGAGAAUUUGUGUUUGUUUUCGUUUCAAUGAAUGUGUGAGUUUGACAAAUUGAAAGUCGUACCUAGAGGGGCUAGAGGUCGGCGAUGAUUAUUAAUGGUGGCGUUGCUUUGCAUGGAAAUCGAGCUUAAUCCUGUGGAUUCCGCUUGGCUGGGUUAUCAAGCGGGAGACUCGCUCCGUGAAUUAGGGUUCUGCACCUCUGGACCGUUUGUGUAGUAUAUUUAAACGGUUUUUGCUUUUGCUUCCUUAUCGAAGCUGGGGUAGCAAGAAGUGGUGGUUUUGAAUGUGGAAUUUUGCUCUUAAGUUCAUUAAAAGACAUGCCGAGUGAUGAUGAAGAGACGGAAGACAUUUUCUUUGAUUCAGUGGAUUGUAUUCGACCUUGUGAUUCUGCACUUUCGGACGAUUCUGUGAGUUUAAGUUCAGAGUUGGCUUUUGGCAAAUCAGACUACGAAAUUUGGAGGAACGAGCCAAGGAGCAUUCGUGAACGCCGGGAAAGAUUUCUUGGCAGCAUUGGUUUCAAUGAAUUUGCUCCCACUAGAAGGGGUUGUUCUCAGGAGAUUGACGAGGAUACUUCUUGUUGUAGUUCACCAGAGAUUGCAGAGUUGGCAAGGAUUACAGAAUGCAGUGGGGCUGUCUCAAGGUUGUGGGCUUCAUGUGGUGAUGGUCAGGUGGAAGAUUUGGUCUGUGAUGGAAGGGGGGAGACUGAUGCUGGAACCGAGCCCAUGGAUCAUGAGUUGGAUUCCUCAACGCCAAAGAAAGAUGUAUCAUGUAGAGAAAAAAACGAUGGGCAGCUGGAUGUAAAUGUGAAUAAAAUGAGGACCUUAUGGGAAAGCAUCACAAAGAAGAGAGAAGAAGGAGAGGCAAUGGGUAAAGCUGAUCAUUCUGUAUCAAGCCCGAGAGCCUUGUGGAGAAGCCUCAUAAAGAAGAGAGAAGGAGGAGGAGAGGCAAUGGGCAAAGCUGAUGAUUCUGUGUCAAGCCCGAGAGCCUUGUGGAGAAGCCUCACAAAGAAAGGAGGAGAGGCAAGGAGCAAAGCUGAUGAUUCUGAAUCAAGCCCAAGAACAGCCAAGACAAAUAGAUUGCAUGUGCGGCACAACAGGAAGAGGUUCAUGGAGUUUACUGGGCUUUACAUGGGACAAGAAAUUCAAGCUCACAGGGGCUUCAUCUGGACGAUGAAAUUCAGUCCAGAUGGCUGCUACUUGGCAAGUGGUGGUGAAGAUGGGGUUGUUCGCAUUUGGCGUGUCACAUCUACAGAUGCUUCUUACAAAUAUGUUACUGAUGAAGGGUCUUCCAAAUUUCUUAACAAAGUGAAUGGGGGAAAGCUUAUCAUGGGAAGAAAAAAUUUAAACCUCGCUUCUAUUGUCAUUCCCAAGAAGGUCUUCAAGGUUGAAGAGUCACCAGUUCAAGAGUUUCAUGGCCAUGUUGGUCAUGUGCUAGAUCUAUCUUGGUCCAAAUCUAAUUUUCUAUUGUCAUCAUCCGAAGACAAAACUGUUCGGCUAUGGAAAGUGGGUUCUGAUGAAUGUCUCAAUGUUUUCCACCACAACAAUUAUGUGACCUGCAUUCAAUUCAAUCCUGUUGAUGAGGGAUACUUUAUCAGUGGAUCAAUAGAUGGUAAACUUCGACUUUGGGGAGUCUCAGAGGGACGAGUAGUUCAUUGGGCUGAUGCACGGGAUAUUAUAACUGCCAUAUGUUAUCAACCUGAUGGACAGGGAUGCAUUGUUGGUUCCAUUACAGGCAGUUGCCGCUUCUAUGAUGCAUCAGGCAAUCAUCUCCAGCUGGAUGCACAAAUUUGUAUUCAGGGAAGAAAAAAAAGCUUUGGGAACAGGAUAACUGGCAUUGAGUUUUCCACGGAUGAUUUCCAUAGGGUUAUGAUAACAUCAGCUGACUCAAAAGUUCGCAUUUUACAUGGGGUUGAAGUUAUUCAUAAACACAUGGGCCUCUGUAUGUCUGGGAGCCAGAUGUCUGCAUCGUUCACUUCAAAUGACAGGCAUAUCAUCUCAGUAGGCGAAGAUUCUCGUGUUUAUAUCUGGAACUAUGGUGGCUCUUCUGUUCCUUCAUCCAGGCAGCCAGAGUCUGUGCGUUCGUGCGAAAACUUUUUUGUGGAAGGAGUAUCUGUAGCAAUACCAUGGUCUGGUGGGGAAACUGAGCACAUAGAGUUAGCUUGUUGCAGUCCCCAUUGUUCCUUGAAAACACAAGAACACUUGGACUCUGCCUCACGGCGUAUGGAUUCUGAGCGGUUUUCUCUUGGCAGUUGUUUCUCCAUGGAUGGUUCAUCAAGGACUUCUGCAACAUGGCCUGAGGAGAAACUUCCCUUGUGGGCUGUACCAGUCACAGACCAUGACCAUCCUCAUCCCCACCACUAUUACAGUAAUCAUACAGCUCUGUCAGCUACAUGGGGUCAGGUGAUUGUUACAGCAGGUUGGGAUGGAGUUAUAAGGACUUUCCAUAACUACGGAUUGCCAGUCAUGCUAUGAGAGAAUAUUUAUCAAUUAUCACCAAAACCAGUGUAAAAUCAUGGGGUAGGCUCUUUAGCCUGGCUAUUUUAUUCGGGCAACUAGGCUUAAAUGUUCCCUAGCUUUGUGCAGUGGGUUCUGCAAAAUUAUCUCUUUUGCAGAUAUUUGUGUAUAGAGAGUAAAAGUGAUUUAUUUCAUACAAAAGAAUAUGAAAAUUACAGGCUUAAAUGUUC